This is a messenger RNA of Ictidomys tridecemlineatus (thirteen-lined ground squirrel), 4314 nucleotides long. RefSeq names its product GrpE like 2, mitochondrial (gene Grpel2). Gene Ontology annotation, cellular component: PAM complex, Tim23 associated import motor. Gene Ontology annotation, molecular function: adenyl-nucleotide exchange factor activity; protein homodimerization activity; protein-folding chaperone binding. NCBI's taxonomy places the organism in Eukaryota, Metazoa, Chordata, Mammalia, Rodentia, Sciuridae. The record is from RefSeq and is a predicted model, not a curated record. Gene Ontology annotation, biological process: protein folding; protein import into mitochondrial matrix.
CUCUAAGGCUACCCGGAGGCGUGGUUUUCGAGCGCGCGCUUCACUUGGAGCGAGUGCGCGUGCGCCGCACCGAUCCUCUCCGGUCUGGAUCAUGGCUGCUUGGCCUCUGUGGGCGGUCCAGCGGCGGGUGCAGCGCCUCCUGGCCUCGCGUAGCAGGAUAUGGCUUCACCCAUUCAGCACUGCCACCCAGAGAACUGCAGGUGAAGACUGCAGUUCUGAGGACCCUCCUGAUGAGCUUGGGCCCUCUCUUGCUGAACGAGCCUUAAAGCUAAAAGCUGUUAAACUGGAAAAGGAAGUUCAGGAUUUAACACUGAGAUACCAGAGAGCUGUAGCUGAUUGUGAAAACAUAAGGAAAAGAACCCAGAGAUGUGUGGAAGACGCCAAGAUAUUUGGAAUCCAGAGUUUCUGUAAGGACUUGGUGGAGGUAGCAGACAUUUUGGAGAAGACUACCGAGUGCAUUUCUGAAGAAACAGAACCUGGGGACCAGAAGCUCACUCUGGAGAAAGUUUUCCGAGGGUUGUCACUUUUAGAAGCAAAGCUGAAAAGUGUAUUUGCCAAGCAUGGCCUGGAGAAGAUGGCUCCUAUCGGUGAUAAAUACGACCCUCAUGAGCAUGAACUCAUCUGUCAUGUGCCAGCUGGUGUGGGAGUACAACCUGGCACAGUGGCGUUAGUAAGGCAAGAUGGCUACAAACUUCAUGGCCGUACCAUUAGACUUGCUCAAGUGGAAGUGGCAGUGGAAUCUCAGAGAAGAUUAUGAGCAGGCCCUGAAGAACUGAAUGUUCUCCCAGAGUGCAGUCACCUGUGUUUCCUUUAUUUAUUAAACUAGGUUUGUAUUGUACAUGAGGUACUUCAUGUGAUCUGUUUUGGAUUUAGUCAUAUUGGCUUUAUUUCUAUGAUACUCUAUUGAUUUUAUGUGACCUGUUUGGUCUCAUCAGAAGUCUUGCCAUUGAGCAUUUGAACAAUGUGACAAGUGUUCCUGUGGCCUUUAUCAAAAUAUGUUUACGAAAAUUAUUUUUAAUCUGGUACUCUGAUGACUUCAGAUCCAAAAUCAUCUUCUUAACUGUAUUUUCAACUAAUGGUUGAAAUUAGUACAAUAUCUUGUAUAGUGUUUUGUAUUCUGUGGGAAAAGGAGACAGUAGGGAUUAGUUCAAUAUUUGGGUAUUUAGAUGAUAAAGUUUUACACUUGUAUAUGUUUAGAUUGGAUUGUUUGGAUUGGUUUUUAUAGAGAGAGAUUUUUCAGGAUUUCCCCCUUUUGUUUUAUUUUUUACUGUUUAUCCAUCUUUUGUCCUUGUAGUCCCAGUUAAGCUUCAUUACUUACUUUGUUUUGUGAUACUUACCCCUUUCCAAUUCCACUUGGAAGGUAGGGAACAUCAGGAAAUUCAAGGUACCUACAUCCCUUUAAAGCAAGGGAAUUAUUUUUUAGCCUCACUAGGUAUACAGUGAUUUCUGGUAAAAUGAGGCAGCACCAACAGCUAAUGACCCCAAAUGAGUCUGUAUUGGUAAUUACCCACAACUGCUCAUUCCACCUGUCCCAACUCCUAUGCCUUAUUGGUUAAAUUUGCCUUAGGAUCCUAUAUUAGAUUAUGUGGAAAAGUGAUCAGGACAAAAAUGUUACAUUCCCACAAUUUCUCAUUUCACUUGGUUAUAUUGAAAUUUUUUUUUUCUUUAGUUGGUUCUACAAACCACUGCCUCUCUUACAUUGACAAACUUUUUUUUGUUUGUUUUUGCAGUGUUGGGGGUUGAACCCAAGGUCUCAUGCAUGCUAGACAAAUGCUCUGCCACUAUGAUACAUUCCCAAGCCUGUCAAGCCUUUAUCCAUAGUUUUUGUUUCCAUCUUAAGUCAAAUUUGUAUAAACAUCUAGCUUCCCUCUUUGUUUUUAAUAGUUUUUAGUUAUAGGUGGACACAUCUUUUAUUUUUAUGUGGUGCUGAGGAUCAAACCCAGUGCCUCACGUAUGCUAGGCAAGUGCUCUACCUCUGAGCCACAACUCCAGCUCCUCUAGCUUUCCUCUUAUGUAUUAACCUCCUAAAGUUAAUGGUCCUAUGUGGGGAUUUUUUUUUUAGUCUUACAACUGGUAUUAUGUAAAAGAUAUAUCUAAUAAAUGACUUAAUGAGUAAUAACAUCAGUGAGACUUUAGAAAGGAGGUCAGUUAGAUACUUUAAUGUUAGGAGAGGCUUCAGUCUAAUCUUACCUUUCAGCUUCUGAAGUAAAAGAGCCUACUCUUUUUAGGAUUGAACCAAAAGGGGAAAAAACUAGUGACUAAACUUCAACAAGCGGUUGAAUAAAUGAGUAAGUAUAGAUGUUAACUUCAAACACUUAAAGAUAUUUACAUAGAGUUACAUUCGCAGCAGACCUAUACUUGUGAGGUGUCCAGAUUAUAUAGAUUUGAGUUGGUUACCCAUAAAAUCCACUUCACCAGAACUCUGAUCCUGAGUAAAAGCAAAAACUGGUUUUUCCCCACCCUUUUAGGUUCUUUAAGCUGCAAAUUAAGUUUACUCAUGACAGUAUCAGGAGAAAAAUUAGACUUUAUUGUAUAUUUUUGCAUGGGAGUCCCACAAAAUAAGACUCAAAAGGAGUCAAAGAUAAUUGAAGCUUACAGCAUUCUAAGCUAUAGAUCUUGGCAGGGGAGUAAGAGUGGGGGACAUGGAGGAAACUGGUAAAUAAAGGUGGCUUUAUUAUGCAGAUAGGAAGGUAAUAUGGGUUUGAUUUCCAUCACCACCCAAAAGGGGGGAGGGCAGGUAACAAAAGUUGCCUAGCAGCCCUCUCUCUGAUAUAGACACCUUUAAUAAUAUAUAUGUUUAUUUUAUAAAAGGACAACUUUUCAGAGCUACUCUGUCUGCAAUUUCUCAAAAUAUGCAAAAGAAGUAUGUUAUAAAUGAGUAAUAAAUGAGUAAGUAUAGAUGUUAACUUCAAACACUUAAAGAUAUUUACAUAGAGUUACAUUCCUCUUUUGAGGAUAGUAAGUUAUCCUCUUAGACAAUGUAGUUAAUUCUACAACACUACACAAAUGUGCAUCGGUAAGGGAUUCCCCCCCACCCCCCAGUGGGCCAUCAGAUUUAAACACUUUUAAAAAACUAGGGGACUGAGCGAGGUGUAGCUCUAUAGUGUGCACAAGGUGGGGAGAGGCUAGUAAACAUGCACUUUUAAAAUGCCAUUAAAAGGUGCUUUUGGUGCUCAACCAAGUGCACACUAUAUUUAAUGAGCAGUCAAAUUUUACUGUAGUAAUUUGUCCUUUUCUGCCUUUAUUCCUGUGAGAUUGACAGAUAGUAACAAUAAGAAAUUGAGUCAAAUUACCCAUAUGUGUUCUGGUAUUACUAGCUAUCAUUACCAGUGAAUUGUUUAUAAUUUUAGGUAUGGAAGAUUCUCAUUACUUGAAGAGUUCUGAUACCCUUUACACUUCCUGGUUUUGCAAGCAGAUUGAGAAUAAUUUUAGGUUCUUUUAUUAUUCAGUAGUUUGGCAAGACUUGAAGCAUAAAUUUAGAAUUAGAUGAUGAAAUGGUAAUAGUGGAAAAAAUCUCAAGUCAAAGGGCUUUAGGAAGCCAGAGCAGCAUAAUAGAACAAGGCUUGCUAGGCAUAGACUUGAACAUAAAUUCCACCCAGCUCCAUCACCUAUGUGACACUGAGCCCCAGUUAUUUCACUCUUAUAAGCUUGUUUUUAAAAUGCUCUCAUGAUACUGUGAGGAUCAAGUGAAGUAUGCAAAUUGCCUCCUACAGUUGGCCCUUAUAUUUAUUUAUCUUUUUUUAAUCUUUUUUUUCCUACGUUUCUAUAGCUGCCUAAAGUCUAAGGAAAGGGAAAGGCUAGUCAACUGAUUUUUUAAAAAAUGAUAAGCAAAUCAUUCACAGUGACUUAUUUUCCUUCCAGUUUUGUUUGUUUGUUUGUUUGUUUUGUUGUUUUUUGUUUUUGUUUUUUGCAGGGGGUUGGGGGGUAUUAACCAUACUACAAGAAACUCAUAUUUUUAGACUGAAGAAGCAAAAAAAAAUGUGAUCUUGCUCUUUUAUUUUCAUCUUAAUGGUAAAAUGCAAAAACAUUAGCUUACAGAUGAUACGUAAAGAAGCUCUGGCUUGCUGGAAGGGGGAAUUUUGGUGUUUCUGUAACUGGAUUCUCCAAUUUUUUUACUGACUUUCCUUACUGCCAUAAAACAAUCAGUCUCUUCGACAUUGACUAUGUUUUUGGGUGCUCUUACUCAUGACACCGUAUUUGGUAAAUGAAGAAAGGUUCUUAAAACAAAAAAUAAAUAGGGGAAAAUAAGACUGAAAUGUAAUAUUCAGAAAUAACUUUAAUACCUUUAAUAAAACCUGAAUUGAAACAAUUGUA